This is a messenger RNA of Pogona vitticeps (central bearded dragon), 3041 nucleotides long. The record is from RefSeq and is a predicted model, not a curated record. Lineage: Eukaryota; Metazoa; Chordata; Lepidosauria; Squamata; Agamidae.
GAAGAGUCGGACAUGACUUAACGACCGAACAACAACUGAACGUAAGCAACUAGAUUUAAUCAAGCUGCCCUGAGCUUCAGCCGCCUGCUGCAAGCCUUUGAAAAUAAAAAUGCCUAUUUGCUAGUAUAUUUCUCAGACAUUUCACAGAAGCCGCUUCUAGAUUUGGAAAGAGGAGGGUACUCCACGUCAACGAACAGAAACACCAGAAGACCACCACAUCCUAUUGCGUCGCUCUGCGCUCAUCUCCCUCCCAUCGCGUCUCUCCGUGUAGGACCCCGUGAGUGGAUUCUUUUCCCGCCUAAAGGCUUGGCCUUAAUCACGUAAGGCGGGUGGGCGGGAACACCACCGGCGAGGCGCUCAAGGCGCAUAAGGCGGCUGCCGUCUCCCGCGAAGGUUAUCUCGGGCGGAGAGGGUGGCGCUUUGCCAGGCGAAAGGGGUGUGCGCGGAAAGGGCGGAGUCCACCGGGGAGAGACACCACCUCCGGAGGCAUGACAGAGCCCGUCAACAGCGUGCCGAGCGGCGGCCGCUCUUUAAUACGCGCGGCCGGCUGCAGCGUGCGGUCUGCGGCGCCUCCGUCAUCGUUUGUUCGCGCCCGCUGCCCUCGCUAUGCGGGACUAUGACGACCUGGUGGCCUUUCUGGGCGAGUGGGGCCCCUUCCAGCGCCUCGUCUUCUUCCUGCUCAGCGCCAGCAUCAUCCCGAACGGCUUCAACGGCAUGUCGGCCGUCUUCUUGGCCGGCACCCCGGAGCACCGGUGCCGGGUGCCGGCCAGCGCCAACCUGAGCGCCGAGUGGCUCAACGCCAGCAUCCCGCUGGAGGUGCGCGACGGGCGGCAGGUGCCCAGCCGCUGCCGCCGCUACCGCCUCGACGCCCUGCGCAACUUCUCGUGGGAUCUGGUAUGUGAUGAUGACUGGAAAACCCCCUUGACUACCUCUUUGUUCUUUGUGGGAGUACUCCUUGGAUCUUUUAUAUCUGGGCAGCUCUCAGACAGGUUUGGCAGAAAGGCUAUUCUAUUUGCAACCAUGGGUGUGCAGACGGGUUUCAGCUUCCUGCAGAUCUUCUCAACCAGCUGGGAAAUGUUCACAGUGCUCUUUGUUAUAGUUGGCAUGGGGCAGAUUUCGAACUACGUAGUCGCCUUCAUAUUAGGCACAGAAAUUCUUGGCAAAUCAAUUCGUAUUAUAUUCUCUACAUUAGGAGUUUGCAUAUUUUUUGCAAUUGGCUACAUGUUGCUGCCACUAUUUGCUUACUUCAUCAGAGACUGGCGGAUGCUGCUACUGGCUCUUACUGCACCUGGGGUGUGCUGCGUUCCGCUGUGGUGGCUCAUUCCUGAAUCUCCUCGAUGGUUGAUCUCACAAGGAAGAUUCAAAGAAGCUGAAACAAUUAUUCGGAAGGCUGCUGAAAGAAAUGGCAUCCAAGCCCCAGCAGUAUUGUUUGAUCCCACAGAGAUAGAGGAUUUGAAGGCCAAAUCAACGCAGGGCAUUAUUCUGGACUUGUUCCGAAACAGAAACAUUGCAGUAAUAACAGUUGCGUCUCUUCUCUUAUGGAUGUUUACAUCUAUUGGUUACUUUGGCCUGUCACUUAAUACCCCAAAUCUGCAUGGGAAUAUCUACAUCAAUUGUUUCCUGUCAGCAGUAAUUGAAGUUCCAGCCUAUGUGAUCGCUUGGCUUCUCCUCCGGAUCUUGCCCCGAUGUUACUCAAUAUCUAGCACCCUCUGCCUGGGAGGAGGAGUUGUUCUUUUUAUUCAGCUGGUACCUCCAAACCUUCAUAUUCUGUCUGUCACCUUAGUGAUGCUGGGAAAAUUUGGGAUCACAUCAGCCUUCUCCAUGCUCUAUGUCUAUACUGCAGAGCUCUACCCAACCAUAGUGAGAAAUAUGGCAGUGGGUGCCACCUCCAUGUCGUCUCGGGUGGGCAGCGUCAUUGCUCCUUACUUUGUUUACCUUGGUGCCUAUGAUAAAUUUCUACCAUAUAUCCUUAUGGGCAGCCUAACUGUAUUUGUAGGGAUUCUCACACUUUUCCUUCCAGAAAGUUAUGGCAACCCUCUGCCAGAGACACUUGAAGAGAUGCUACACAUUAAAGGAUUCAAGAACAGAAAAAAGACCUACAAAAUAGGAAGUACAAAGCAGCAUGAAUCAAACAGCAGGCAUCCGAGAACAUCAUGUUGAUCAUGAUCAUAUUGAUCAUUACAUGAAAUGGACAAUCAGAAGUUGUUAAAACAUAACUGAAGAUAAAUGAGAAGUCAUAAACACUAUUAAGGAGGUUUGAUGAUUCUGUAAUUCACAAUACUACUGUGUCAAAAUGUGGUUUGUCCCUAAGUUGCUGCCAGUAUAUGUAAGGCUUCUCAGCAUUUUGUUUCUGUGCCUUGGUUUGGAGGUUUGUUUGGUGACAUCUUCAACACUUCUGCUCCCUGAAAUGUAGGUAGAAUGUGUUUUGGGGGUGGGUGGGGACAGGCCAUCAACAAGUGUCAAGAGGAGUAAAAUACUGUUGGCACAGAAAUUUAAGAACUGGUGACCUACCAACGUCUUUUGAGCCUCAAAACACUUUUAAAAAGCUCUAAGACAAAACAGAAUGAGCCUCUAUUUGCUGUUGUUUAGGUUUGUUUCUUUUAAAGAAGUAAUUGCUGUUCAAGCGAGUGAGGCUUUUAUUAAAGGAAUAAACUUUAAAGAAGUUUGGCCCUGAUAAAAUACAAGUAUAAUGUUUGUUUCUUUUUUAAUUAAACAUAUAUUCUUUGGAAUAUUUCUUCCAUCCAUCAUGCCAGAUGAUAGUUUUUCAAGCAAGACAGCAUUAUUUGGUAGUACUGCUUCUUUAGGAAGUUUGAUAGACUGUAAAAGGGAGAACAAUUAGUGUAAACAACAGAAUAUAAAGAGAAAACAAUCCACAAAUUAAAACUUUCACCUUCUUUCUCCUUCCUUAAAUUCUUUGUACCUGUGGGACAUACUAUACCAAAGAUAUUCACUGGGUCCAAAGCCACAGCUUUAAAGAAGUAACUUCUUAGGGUCAAGACUAGAAAUGGGGACGAAUUUAAAAAUGGUUAUUCAUUUUGAUC